This is a messenger RNA of Tetrahymena thermophila SB210, 1593 nucleotides long. RefSeq names its product kinase domain protein. Gene Ontology annotation, cellular component: cytoplasm. Gene Ontology annotation, molecular function: ATP binding; protein serine/threonine kinase activity. The transcript has a single exon. Gene Ontology annotation, biological process: protein phosphorylation. The record is from RefSeq and is a predicted model, not a curated record. Lineage: Eukaryota; Ciliophora; Oligohymenophorea; Hymenostomatida; Tetrahymenidae.
AUGAGUAUGAAAGUGAAAAAAUAUUUAAUAAUUAAGAACUUUAAGAAGAGUAAUCAAAUGAUUAAUUUAAAGAAAAUAGAUGGGUUUAUAACCUUUUAAUUAAUUUAUCUUAAAAAGACUUAAUAGAUUCCAUAAAAAACAAAAAAAUAAUUUCUCCUUAUAAUUAAAAUUAUGAAAUUUAGGAUUUAAUUUCUAAAGGAGAAAUUGGUUUUGUUUUUAAAGCUAAAAAUCUUAAAACUUAAGAAGAAGUUGCGAUUAAAAUAAUAAAUUACUAAUAAUUUAAUUAUUGUGACAUUGAUGAUCUUUUAGAAGCUUAAGUAAAAAAUAUAAAAGAAUUUAAAGAAAAUUAUUAGAAAAAUGAUAAAUUAAAAUACAUACUAAAUGUUAAAGAGUAUUUUAUUUAAGGUAAGAUUUUCAUAUAAGUCAUGGAACUUUGUAAAUUUAACUUUAAUAGCAAAAGCUUAUAAAUCAAAAUUUUUUGAUCGCAAUCGCAGUGAGCGCAUCCCCCAAGAAAUACCAGACUUUAUGAUAUGUAGUAAUUCAGAUUAGAGAUUAGAAAUCACAGAAAUAAAAGAAAUGUUUUUCCAAAAAAUUAAAAAUAUUAAUUUUGAUUUUAUUUCAGAUAUGAAUUUUAACAUCAUACUAACUCUAUAAACUUAGAUAGAAAUUAAUAUUAUUGAAUCUAAAAAUGAAUCAAAAAAAUUGAGAAAUAAAUCAUCAUAAGGAUUAAUGAAAAAUCAUCAAUAUAAAUCAUUAUAAAGAUUAUUGAAAAAUCUUGAAGAUAAUAUGAUUGACAUAAUUUCAAAAUUAAAUUCCAGAAAUUAUUAAACUAAGAAAAUAAUAGCAGUAAGUGGAGAAGGAGUGAUUUUUGAUGGAAUAUAAAAUUAAGAAAUUACUAAAUAACAAAAAGAAGUAGUUAUAAAAGUACAAUUUAAUGAAGUUGAUAUAGAUUUACUUAAAUUAUUAGAUAUAUAAUAAUCUUUUACUUAAUAUGAGUAUAAUAUAGUAAAUUUACUUGAUUUUGUGGUUUAAUAAAAUUUCUAAAUAUUAGUGUUGGAAAAAUGUGAAAUGGACUUAUCAUAAAAAUUGAAAAAUAUUAAAAAUGAUACUUUUGAAGAACUAAAAUUAUUGAAUAUGAUAUUCGAUUUACUUGAUGGUUUAAUUACGUUUUAGUUAUAUUAUAUUAUUCACUGUGAUAUAAAGCCAUCCAAUAUUUUGGUAAAUUAAUAAGAACGCUAUUUUUACACUGAUUUUGGUAUUUCAUUAAUAGCUUUACCUAAUUAAAAUUAAAUUUAAUAUUCGUAUACUGCUCCUUUUGCUUCACCUGAAUAACUUAAUAAAUAAUGUAUUUGUUACAAAACUGAUGUGUAUUCCUUAGGAAAAACCUUCAAUACAAUAUUUGAUAAAGUAAAUGAAUAGUUACCAAAAUAUAUUGCUGACUUUAAAAUUUUAAUUAACACCUAUAUGUUGGAUAAUGAACCUUCAAAAAGAAAAAAUUGUUUAGAGCUUCAUGAAAUGUUUUUUUAAUAUGCAAAACAAAACAAACAAUUUUUAGAUUAAUAUAUUGCUAGGUUAAAUAGGUAAAAAGAUUGA